AGGAAAAGUAAAGAAUGCCUUGUUGUAUUUAGCAUUUUUUACUGCGUUAAACGCGGGGAAUACAGUAGGUAUAAUAAGGCAUUUUUUUAAAGUCUACGUAAACGGGGAUAGUGUAAGCUCUGGACUAACAGUGUAUAUCCAUGUACAAGCUGAAUAAGACAAGGCAAUGCAAUUCUGAACAGAUAUAUUGGACAGAUAGAAGAGCAUAUAAAUUGCUUUUAUGAUGGAACUUCAGGGUAUUGACCAUUCAGAUGAUGUUGACAAUUCGUCGGCUGAUGACACAAUGUACUGUAGCCCCUGUGAGAAAGGGGGCGGUCACAUUGCUGCUAACAGCUUCUGUAACAACUGCGAUGAAUACCUCUGCUUAAGCUGUGUCAAAGUCCAUAGAAAUAUGAAGGUUACCCAAGACCAUGUUGUACUCAGUGGUGAUUCCAUGCCAUAUUUUCAUUCUCCUAACAAGGCAGAUGGUAAAAAAGGAUUAACCGGAUGUACGGAACAAUGUCCGAGUCAUUCCAAUGAAGUUAUCAAGUUUUUCUGCUCCGAACACGAUUCUCUUAAUUGCAGAGACUGUAUUGUUGUAGGUCAUCAAACAUGCAAAAUUGACUAUAUACCAGACAUUGCUGAAGGCUUUCGGCAGGGCAAGGACUUUGAAAGUCUAAAUAUCAACAUUGCAAAAGUGGACCGCGACCUAGAAAACUGUGAUAAAUUGAUUGAAACGUGCCUGAAGACUAUUGAAGAAGAGGUAGCUGAAGAACUCAAACAAAUACGAGAACACAGAGCAGAGGUAGUUGCAUACUUCGACAAGAGAGAGAAAGAGCUGCUAGCCAAGGUGAAUGAUAUCAAGAAAAUCAAUGAUGAAAAUGUUCAAUAUUUUAAAAAGAAAUGCCAGGUUGCAAAAGAUCAAAUGAACGCAAUCAAAUCCAGUCUAGAAUCACAUGAAAAUAACAUUAGUCAGUUAUUUGUUGUGGCUAAACAGUCCAAACGUCAGCUGGAGGAAAUUCGAACAACGUUAGAUGAUAUAAACACAAAUUUGUCAAUUCAGACUUCCAAGUUUGUUAAGGACCACGAAACUACUGAUCUGAUGAAGUCUCUUACAGCCCUAGGGACUAUUGAGGAAAACAAGAAAAUGCCACUACAGAAACCAACAAAGAAAGGUUUCCCAUUCAAAAAGGUCUCAUCAGCUGAAAUCUUAGCCAGAGACAGCCACACAGUAGUUAAGUUUAGUCUUAAGUUGGAUGUUCUGGCUAAAUAUGAAGAUCCAAUUUUGAAAUUUCCACACGGUCUAGAUGUGGUAGGGAAUGGUGAACUUGCUGUUUGCGGGAGAGAUACCAACAAUAUUGUUCUCCUUGACACUGAAGCAGGUACGAUGGAAACAUUGCUUGGUACCAUAGAUGGAUUAGAUAAACCACUUAGUGUUUGCUUCUCCCGGAGUCAGCUGAAAAUGUUCGUUGGAAGCCAGGGACUUGCCAUUUGCGUUAAAUGCGUCAACAGUACUGUUCUCCUCGACACUGUAACACUGUUUGAUGCAGAGGAUGGAUAA
Molecule: messenger RNA, 1540 nt
Organism: Mya arenaria
Lineage: Eukaryota; Metazoa; Mollusca; Bivalvia; Myida; Myidae
Product: transcription intermediary factor 1-beta-like
Exons: 6
Coding region: 221-1540 (439 amino acids)
Molecular function (GO): zinc ion binding
Source: RefSeq, a predicted model, not a curated record